Messenger RNA from Cladophialophora psammophila CBS 110553, 1236 nucleotides. RefSeq lists its product as uncharacterized. The transcript is spliced from 3 exons. The record is from RefSeq and is a predicted model, not a curated record. NCBI's taxonomy places the organism in Eukaryota, Fungi, Ascomycota, Eurotiomycetes, Chaetothyriales, Herpotrichiellaceae. The coding region runs from base 1 to 1236 and encodes 411 amino acids.
AUGGCGGCCAAUAACAAAAUUCCUCUGACGAACAAUAACAUGAACGCUGUGGCUAACAACAUCAGCAAUAGCAACAGCAUCAUGCCGCCAGCAAGCCCCAGUCACAGUAGCACGGCGGAUGACGAAUCCUUCUACGGCCUUCCGGAAAUACCACCAAUUUCCAGGAUUUGGGGAAAGUAUGCAUUCGCAGUAGAAGUCAUUCAACAACCCAAACGUGCUCGCAUGUGCGGAUUUGGAGACAAGGAUCGCCGUCCUAUUACACCGCCUCUUAUUGUCAAACUCCACAUUUUUGAUCCAGAAACCCAUCAGGAGAUCGACUACGUGAAGGUCGUGGAUCUGUCCAAGUUUAUCCUCGGCGUUGAUUUGUGGGAUGUGUAUGGCAACCACGAGGACAACUGUGUCAGAAACAACACGACAUCUCCAUCAAUAUCAACGACUAUCACUACUCCUUAUCCUCCACUAACCACCACUGGCAUACGCGCGACACAGCCGCUCCGCCCUUACGACGUCACAAAUCUCCCCAGUUGGCGUGGGGCCAGAGACUCGUCCACGCCAACAAGCGUACCCACAUCCGCCUCAUCUGCCUACAAUAAUGAUUCCUUCGAACAACGUAACCCGCCGUACCAGUACAGCAACGACGUGCAUUACAACGGUCACCUUCAGAAUGGCUACGACGCGUCUUCACAUCAUCAAAAGUCCCCGCAUGAACCAAUCCCUUCCACGGCCGCACCGCUUCGUUCCUCUCGAUCCUCGCAAGAUCUGGGAUCACUAAACCCAGUCAGGGGCGAACCUUCCAAGAAUCUCAUCGGGCAGUGCCAUACUAGUGUUCAAAGAUUGGAUGACGAGAAUAAGGAGGUAGGGCUCUACUUUAUCUUUCAGGACUUGAGUGUGCGGACGGAGGGCUGGUUUCGACUAAAAUGCACCCUUUUUUCCUUGGCAAAGCUCAUCAUGGACGAUGACGACGACGACAGCGACCCUGCUUCAAAUGAGCUUUAUCGUGAAGCCCCCUGUCUGGCCUCGACCUUCACAUUGCCGUUCAAAGUCUUCAGUGCGAAAAAGUUCCCAGGAGUUGUCGAAACCACACAUCUGAGCCGGAUAUUUGCGGAUCAAGGCAUCAAAAUACCCAUCCGUAGAGAUGGGCAGAGAGGGAAGAAAAGGAAUGAGGACAAUGGUGAUGGCGCAAAUGGAGACGCAGAAUACGAAGGAGACGACGGAAUAUCUGAUGAGUUGCUGUAG